AAUUCUGUGUUACUAUCUUGACACAUGUGAAAACAAAUGUUUAUUUAUUAAAUUUUAUGCGCCUAAUAUGAGUACUUACAACCGGUUAAUACCAUGCCUGUGAAUUGGUUGGGCGGUGUUUUAUGCCCUUAACAAGCACAUAAUCAAGGUAGAUUAUGGCACCGUCCAUUUCGGCCCUUGGAAACAAAAACAAACUACGGCUUAAAAAUGCUUCUGCCAAAACCGAAAAUGCACCACCUUCAUAUGUGUCUGCUGUGCUUAAUUGCAUUAGCAAUAUUAUCCUAUUUCGUUCAUCAACGACCUUCGUGGGUAUCCGAAUUCAAGGAGGCUACCCCGCAGGGUUUUAACCAAGUACAAUCAUGGAAAACCCCUUUAUAUAUAGUGGUGGUUUGCUGUGGGCAAAGGGUACAGGAGACCCUUGUUAUGAUCAAAUCGGCUAUUCUAUUUAACUACGACCAGGAGUAUCUUAAGUUUGUGAUUUUUACUGAGGACGGAAAGGGCGAGGAGUUUAGAGAAAAGUUAACAGACUGGCGCGACAUCAAACCAUUUACAUUUGAUUUCGAGAUCUUACCCUUAAAGUUCCCAACGAAUAACGAAGUCGAAUGGAAAAAUCUCUUCAAGCCCUGUGCAGCUCAGCGUUUAUUUUUACCGUCCUUGCUAACGAAGGUGGAUUCAUUGUUGUAUGUUGACACUGACAUUCUGUUUCUGUCACCGAUAUCGGAUAUCUGGCAUUAUUUCAAAAAAUUCAAUGAGAGCCAAAUCUCUGCCCUGACGCCGGAACACGAAAACGAAAACAUCGGCUGGUACAACCGAUUUGCCAGGCACCCGUUUUACGGCCGAUUGGGAGUUAACUCUGGUGUCAUGCUUAUGAACCUCACUCGAAUGAGAGAAAUGAAAUGGGAGCAACAUAUCUUGUCCAUACAUAAGGAGUACAAACUACGUAUCAUUUGGGGGGAUCAGGACAUAAUUAAUAUUUUAUUUUACUACCAUCCUGACAAACUGUACAUCAUGCCGUGCGAAUAUAACUACCGUCCAGACCACUGCAUGUAUAUGAGCAUUUGCAACAUGACACAUGCCGGUGUAAAAUUAAUUCAUGGAAAUCGAGGAUAUUUCCAUUCAGAUAGGCAGCCGCUUUUUAAGUCCAUUUACGAAGCUAUGGAGAACUAUCAAUUGGGCUCUAAUGCCAACACCCAGUUUUUAAUGCCUCUACGUGAAGCACUGAAUACAGAAACCGCCUCGACCUGCGGAAAAAUAUCGAAUGAAGUUUUAAAGGGAGCAAAAAAAGUCUUAAGUAACAGGUACAUGGAUGUAUAA
Molecule: messenger RNA, 1314 nt
Organism: Drosophila bipectinata
Lineage: Eukaryota; Metazoa; Arthropoda; Insecta; Diptera; Drosophilidae
Gene: shams
Product: glucoside xylosyltransferase 1 shams
Biological process (GO): protein O-linked glycosylation via N-acetylgalactosamine
Molecular function (GO): UDP-xylosyltransferase activity
Source: RefSeq, a predicted model, not a curated record